CUCCGAUGGUUCUUUCCUGUUCUGUCAAUGAUAGUGUUCAACGAUCAUGUCAGGGUCCUCUCCCAGCAAGGAGUCCCAAAGUCCCAAACCAUCGUCAAAUAACGCCGCAAAUGUCCAGGAAGCGUCAACAGCGAAGGAAGUGUCGCCGGGGAAAGAUAAGGUGGAAUCUUCUGCGAGUAAGAUACAACCGCAGAAGAAGUCGACCUGCUCGCUUUGCUGCUGGAAAACUCCGGAAGUGGACGUCCCAGAGUCGAAGGAGGACAACGUUCGAUCUAGCGACUCGCAGAUGAACCCCAACACAUCGACGGUCACUGUGGACAAAGCGUCCAAUCAAGGUCCGAGCGCCAAAUCGUCGGAUGUCUCACAGAGCCCAGUUCAAGCAAAAGCGUCUGAAGAUAAAGCAGGGCACCUCACUGCACAGGCCACAGGAGCGAGCAAAACAAAGAGCGCAGACACAGCUCCUGGCGCUAAAGAACAUGCGACCUCACCCGAUGCAAAGAGCAGCGCGAUACCCGUGCAGUCGAGUGCUGCAAAGGAUACGCCCAAAGCGGAACCCGGUGCCGCAAAAGCCGUUGAAGCAGCUUCGAAAAAACUAGAUGGUAACGGUACUUCCAAGAUUUCAGAAAAUGCGGCGGUCGAGUCUUCACCCAAAGCAAGUAGCACUGAAACUGCGGUCGGUACUCCGAAAGGAGCGGAUGCGUCCAAACCGAAGGACCGUGAAAUAUCCAAGCCUCAAGGUACAGGAGUGGCUUCAUCCUUAACGGGCGAUACUGAGAGUGCGCCCGUCGAUAUGGAGGCAACAGACGUUCCAAAAGACACCACCCAGGUGUUUGAUACUACGCGAUCCACGGAUGAACUAAAAGAGGACGGAGGAGACGAGGUAUAUUCAAAGCGCGCUCCGACUGCCAAUUUAAAGAGUGGCGAAGAAGCCAUCAAAAUUGACGACUCAAAGAAGCAGCCAUGGGAGGGUGAUGAGACAAUAAAGGUGAUUACGACGGAUGAUAAACCCGGAACGGAACUUAAAGGCAUACUGAAGAGAAGGGAGUCCAUUAAACGCACCAAAGGAGCGCAGAAAGCAGAUGUACAGGAAACGGGGACAACGACUCCGGAUACAAUGUCUGCGAGGCGCAGAAGAAGGAUGUCUUCUGUAGUCUCCCUUGGAAAAGCAGCGGAUGAACCAAGAAGAAGGAUGUCUGUAUACUCGAAUGGGAAAGGACUAGGAGAAGUACAGGGGAUGUCCUUUCAACCAGACGGGUUGUCUUCAGCGUCGAGCGAGAGCCAGCCUGCUCGUCUUCAAGAAACUCAGGCCGAUCGUCUUCAAGAAACUCAGGAUGCUAGUCUUCAAGAAACUCAGCCUGCUCCUCCUGCUCAAGAAACAUCGUUAUCGAAGCAGUUGAGCGAGCCAGCCGUUAUGCACGCUGUAGCCGCCGAAAUUGCUGCUCUUUUGCAAGAUCGCUCGGAGUUCUCCACUCCGAGGCUCCUUCGCUCACCAACUAUAACAACAUCUAAUAUCGUGCCGUCCACUGCAACGUCACCAGAAAUCGCGAGACUCCGGGAAGACGUCGACUUCCUCUUGGCACGUUAUCGCCUAGAGCAAUCCCCAGUAAGUGCACCGCGUGCGGCUAGCUCAAUAUCGCGUUCCCCCGGCUUCACAACAGCCGUAGAUGGGUCUGGUUCUCCCCCUCAGCUGCCGCCUUGCCCGCAGCGAUUUGCGGGUCCAAGCGAUGCGUACCGAAAAGGACCACCGGACAGUUAUCAUUCCCCUUGGGAAGAAGAGGCUUAUACUGUACCUCCAUGGCCUGCGUCUCCCGCUCCAACGUCGCCGACUCAAGGACCAUUGUGGAGAACACGCGAUGUCAGAACUUCGACUUCCCAACUGUUUCCAGACAAUGAACGCCCUUUUGCGUUUGAGCAACGCUUUCGUAGGCAGACAAGCGCAAUAGUAGACGUCUCGCAAGACAGGGAGAUGUAUUCCGCUUACGUACCGACUACACCAGUACCAACUGAACGUAUGCAAUGGAGCCCAUCACACGUGGAAAGCAUUGCUGGUACAGCCAUCUCUGACAUAUCUCUACCUAUGCCCAGUGUUGCGACAGGCGUUACACGAUCAACUGAACCAUACAAAUGGCUCACAUCCGACGCUGAUGCAAUAACUGCACCCUUUCGGUACGGGACUAUUGAAGAACCUCCUGGAGGGCUGAGCACCUUCAGCUGGAAGAGCGUACCUCGAACGACCCUUCGGCAAGUAGACGAAGGCGAUCGAACCUUCACAAUGGUAUAUCCAUCUGACACGACGCUAAUGAAAACUUUGAAGCAAGAAAAAUCCACGGAAUCCACCGAACUUCCAAGGGAGGCAUUCCUGUGCGAAGACGCUCAUAUAGCCGCUGUUGCGAAACGCCUACGCUUCGCUGUCACCAUAGCGGAGAACCUUCAAAGCGCGUCAUAUGCGGUGCAGAAGCUCAGCUGUGCCAGUAAGGAAGAACAACGUCGAAGAGACUUCGUGGCGCAAGACUUGCUUCGCCGGGCGGCUUUGGCUAGCUUAGAUGCCCGGGAAGCUUCCCACGCGCUCAGGGAAGCCAAAACGGCUGCAGAGGGUCGUGUCCUGGAAGGAAGUUCAAACGAAUACACCACAGCGGUGGAAAGUCACUCUGAAACUCCGAAGACCUUCUCUGUAGACUGGCAGGAUGCUUCUAAAGCGGUGUCGUGUACCAUCGGAAUCCGUUCGAGAGGACUGUCUGCUGGCAAAGGAGUACAGGACUCCUUUCCGCAAGAAAGACGUGGCGUGGACGAAGACACGAUCACAUUCGCUUUAGCUACUUCGGCGGAUACCAAAACUACUCAGUGGCGAGCAAAGCGUGACAGGUUCCGGCAACCGUUAACCUGUGGGGCUUCGGAUACGUUCGUUAAGGAAGUUGCUUCCGACAUCGGAGAACGGAGAUCUGAGACGACUGUACUGUGCGACACCUGUAGCCGUCCUAUGCCUUCUGACGAGGUUCCCGUCAGUGGGAGUAUUGUAGCUGUAGAUGCAAAGUCCUGGUGCAGCGACUGUUUGCUCUCCAAGCCACUCGACCAUAAACCACUUCCAAUCCUUCCCUCGAUAUCUACGAGAAGGAAAUCGUCAACUACUGUACACGAUUCUGGAAUCCGGCUGGAGGGAAGACGCGAGGGAAAUGCGGACGAUACUACAAAGCAAACGGAAAGCUGCCGAGUAGAAGCCAAGCCUCAAGAUGCCAGCGCGUUAGAGAACGCGUUGUUGGACGACAGAGGCGUCAGCCUGCUGGAACAAAUGGCGGCCGAAGAAAUGGACGAAGCCUUCAUAACAGCUAUGUCUCCAGGUACCUACGCACAGACGCAAGCUGGUGACGCAAACAAGGACGGAACAGACGACAAAAGUGAAAAGAAGGAAAGUGAUACACAUGCAGUUGAAACUGGUGUAUCGGUUCCCGACCGCAAAGUGGUCGCCGCCAUCUCUGCCUGCUGUCUGUUUUGGAUGCUAUUCGUUUUACUUGGUACGGUUUUUCGUCGUCAAAUAUUUCAAAGCGGUAGUGCCCGCAGAGAAACCAUGUUUAGCCACACCGACACUUAUAAUGACAGCUUGACUUUUCCAGAGACUGCUAUCCCUGAGAGCCACACAUGGUCCACACGCCUUCCAGGUACAACAAAUAUCGAAGGAGCUCCAUCAGGAAUCCCACGCAUGAUAGAAGCGCAUCCAACCUUCAUUUGCAUCACGAAAAGCUGUAUUAGGCAAGCGAAGUACUUGAAGUCCAUCUUAAGCGGCGACCCGUGCUCCAAUUUUUACGAUUACGUCUGCGGAACACUAACGAACACGUGGAGGUCGACGGGACGGGUGCCAUUUUCUCAGGACAUCGCGUUAGUAAGUUAUCUCGAAGACAAGGCUUUGAGCUACAUCAUGAAUGCAACUAACACGGAUGUACGGAUAGCUAGAUGGUUGCUUGAGGAUUGCACGGCGUUACGCUCUACGAACUACGAGGAAAUCUUCGACAUCAUAAAGUCGUAUGUCCGAUCUGAUAGUUGGCCCCUCGAAACUAGCGCAACAGAUGCAUGGCGUGUUGCAGGAGAACUAGCCAGGGACCUAGGGAUCGAAGCUGUAUUUGAUACUUCCAUCGAACCAAGUCCAGAUUCCCCAGAAGGCGAAGUGGUGAUCCUGCGUCCUCCACGCGUCCUUUUCGUUUAUGGCGACAUUGAAUACGUCCUCGACACUAUAAAGAAUGCCACGAUAAACUUCCUUACGCCUAUGUUACCCAAUGCGAGCGUUGUACAAGUUGCACUCAACAUCGUCGAUGUAGCGCGUAAUAUUUCGAACGGCCUCUCAUCACAGCAUACUGUUCUACACUGGCGCUUGUCUCCUGUAGAUGGCGUUCACCCUGGCGUUGGCACACUUCUUCGCACAUUGUAUGGCGAUCACCUUCCAGCCUUUGUAAGGUCUUCAGAGUACGCGGACGCUGUCACGCAACUUGUCGAUGAGUACCCAGCUGCAGUCGUCGACUACCUCGUGUUCUGGCUGCUACUCUACUUGGCGCCUUAUAUUGGGAUUUCGGAACUUACUCGGUUAUUUCCCCUGACUCUCCAAGAAGCUCCUGUGGAUCCGGACAAGCACUGUUCACGCGCCGUAGAGCGGGUCCUCCCGUUGGCGUAUAUGCGAGCUCUGUCAGAGUCCCUGGGAUCCAUGACCUUCGCUCGUCAUUGGGUGUCUCAAGUAGAGAGCCAGUUUCUUCAUGGGAUAUCACGGUUGGCGUGGUUACAAGGACAGCCUACGGACGCGGAGCUUGCCAAGUUACGACGAAGGCGAGUGGCACAUUUCUUUCCCGUCCGUGCAACAGACAAGGUCGCCUGGAACGCGUAUGAAAAGGAACUGCGGAGACACCUGGCCAACCAAUCUAGUUCAUUGGGUAGAUUGAUCGCUGCAGCGAGGUACCAUCUGAGGGACAACUUGAGCGCAUCAGCUUUCGCCACAGAGGUGUCGUACAGCCCUACGCGCCAGUUUCUCUACGUUCCCGUCGGCGUCGUCAACAUCAGCACGCCGCAAAACAGCAGCCUGUACACAUUCCAAAUGGCACGGUUCGCCGUACGUAUCUACCGAGGUCUCCUGUCGCUCAUGCGACCCUUCAGCAGCACCGCUACGCAAGUGCUUCAGCGGCUCUACCAAUGCAUCCAGGGUGACGACGGUGGUGCAUUCUUUCUGGAGCAGACAGCGAGCGUCAUCCUUGCCCACCAAGCCUUCCAGCAGUUACUUCACCCGAAGCGUGUGUGGGGCGCUGAUUUUCGACUCGGAGGUUUGGAGGAACUUUCCUCUGACCAAUUAUUUUUCGUUCAUUUCGCGCUGGACAAUUGCGCAAUUGCUGAUGACUUCUCUCAAAGGAGGCAGCCAACAGCUGAACAGCGCGUCAAUGUCGUGCUGCGACAGAUUGAAGCGUUCCAAUUAGCGUUCCGCUGUCAAGAUAGGGUGGUGGCGAGUCGACGAUGUUCAGUCGUCAUACCGCCAUUAGAUUGAACUACAGGACAUCGCUUAUUUCGCUGUAAUAUUUCCGGCGACGUUCCCUCGUUUAUGAGGAAACCGUUGUCCGUUCUCAAAAAGGACGGACUAGUAGACCAGUAUGAAAAAUAAAACAAGUAUUG
Ornithodoros turicata is the source of this 5637-nucleotide messenger RNA. RefSeq lists its product as uncharacterized. Lineage: Eukaryota; Metazoa; Arthropoda; Arachnida; Ixodida; Argasidae. Gene Ontology annotation, cellular component: plasma membrane. Gene Ontology annotation, molecular function: metalloendopeptidase activity. The record is from RefSeq and is a predicted model, not a curated record. The transcript has 3 exons. Gene Ontology annotation, biological process: protein processing. The coding region runs from base 47 to 5512 and encodes 1821 amino acids.